CAAAGUUGAUUUAAAGAGCAAAAAAUUUCAGAUUCUUCAGUGCUUUCAUCUCUAAGCACGUGAUUUUUUUCUAUAGUCGUCAAUUGACCAUGUCGACGCAAAUAGUAAUCUGCAUUCGAGCAGUGUUACCAUUGACAGCUGAGCGACACUAAAAUCUCCCGCUGAAUUCAUUGAUAUUGGACUAUACGAAAGAAUCCACGGGUAGCAUCAAGAUGACCCAACCAAAAUAGACUAUUCGAAGAUUUAUUUGGCAUUCAAUACGUAAGAACGCGCCAAGGAAAUUUGCUCAGUAUUGGGCCUUCACAUUAAUGCCAAAGCUUUGUCUAUGAUUCUUCGUAAUACAUAUACGUCGUCAAGGAUUGAUAUUUUCAAUGCAGCGACUUCCAUACUUGGUUUGUCCACCCGCUGUAAAAGGCCUGUGGUUUCCCAGUAUGUUCUUGCUCUCUAUGGAAAGAGAAAAUCAGUUGGAAAGCGGUUGUUUUCUGGGAGUCUAUAUUAGCAUAGCGUGUCCGUGACCGAUUCAAAACCAAAUAAUCUUCGACGUGUAGCGACAGCCAAAUGUAUUUCGUAGUUCUUCUGUUUGCUUACUCUCUUCGAUUUUCAUGGCUUUAUCGAAAAGACAUCUAAUCUCGAGAUUUUUGAUGGCAAGAACAAGGAGGAAAUGUUUAUCAUUACUGCUAACUUCUAUCAUUUUAUACGUCGUUGGCAGUUUUAUCUGCUUGCAUAUUCGCGAUUAUCAUAAUGGACUCAAGAUUUUUAGCAAAGAUGAUUCACUCACAACAACCGACCUUUUUCGACUAACACAAACAGUCUCUGUAACGCGUGUGAAGGAAGUUUUUGAGGUACACCGCGACGAAUGGGGAAAAAACGAGCUUGUAACAGCUGACAAGUCGCAAAAUUCACCGAACAUUGAAACAAAAAUCAUUGAUUCAACAAACAGGGAAAGCGACCUGUCACCGCGGCUACAAGGAUCACAACGAAAAUUUUUGUUUGUUUUCCGCUAUUAUGAGCAGUUAGGUAGAGCGACGAGUAACCUUUUGGAUUUAGCCUCACUGGCGAAGAACAAAAAUCGUGUUUUGGUAGUUCCAUAUGUAAAUAAUUCUCGCAUGUCCGGUUUACCAACUGGAGUAAGUCAUAACUUUCGCAAGCCUGAACAACCUCCGCACAGUACUUACUCUUUACUUAGCGAGUACUUCGAUUUGGACGACUUAAACUUAAAAUUAGAGUCUCGAGGUUAUAGCACUUUAAGAAGCUUUCGUGACCUCGAGUCCGACUGCAAUAAGAGAUUCAAUAUCGUGGUGCACUUUUUAUUCCAAGAUAAAAAUUACAAAAAAGUAGCCGCUCUGUGGUACAGGAUAACUCAAGAGGAGGUUGAAGCCACUUAUAAAGGGGCUCGAGAACGCGAUGGCUGGGUAGACUGCCCUUUUAUAAAGCACUCACGCCUUAACAAACAGAUACAGUUUAAAGUAAAACGCUAUAUUUGCGUUGAUCCGGAAGUUAUAAAGACUGCUAGCGAUUUAGAAGAUAAUGUUCUUCAAGGAGCUAAAUGUGUUGGUAUAGUUCAGUGGAGAGGUACGGGCCAAGAUAGAGUUCACUUCCCUUUAGACCCAUCUAUAACACAGCCUUUACGACCGGUCGACCUAGAAUUUAACUCCGAACUCGUCGAGCUGGCGAAAAACUUUGUGAAAGAGAAUUUGAAUGAAGGAUUUAUAGGCGUACAUGUUCGUUCCGAGAGACAUAUAGCUCGCAAAGGGGCGAACGUUACAAAACGAUGCAUGGAAAAACUUGCAAACCGCGUGCAAGCCUUGCGGGACGCUUUGAAGAUCAACAAAGUCUUCCUUGCCUCAGAUUUAACAGAUUAUGGCUCGGAUACGUUAAUGAAUUUCGCAGACAUGAACUACCGAAAAUCUCUAUCGACGUACCUUCGCAAUGUUUUAAGCAAGCCUGUGAUGUUUAACCCGAAUGGAGUUCUUUACGACAAUGGCGCCGCGGCAAUUGUCGAAAUGAAUAUCCUUUCCAUGGCUGAAAAGCUUUUCACUCUUGGAGGUGGAAAUUUUCAAGAAUGGGUGGUAGGUUUGUUUCUAAGGAAGCAUAAUCACCAACAGACAAGAAUACAUCGAAUUUGUGAACUUAACGAAUAGUUUAAAACGAGAAAUUUUUCUGCACACAGAGGGAAAAAUGUUUCUUCUCUCCCGGGGUUUCAACGUAACAAUUUAAACUUACGAAUUACCAGUAAUUGCGUAAAGACGAACGGGAGAAUUCAAAUAUUUAUUUGGUUUAAGAUGUAAUGAUAUUUCGACCACAACCUUUAUUUUAAACAGGAAAAGAAUAUAACAAUGAAACAUUGACAAAAAGAACAAGAUAGGAUAAAAUAAAAAUUAGGUUAAAUUAUUUUCGAAAGUUAUUACUAAAUUAUGUUUUGUAAAUAGCUCCCAUUUGUGCAAGACCUCUCUCGAAGCUUUUCUUUUAGUUAGUUAUUUAUAUUUUCACCUUGAUAGAUGCAAUAAGUUAAGUCUGGGUUUUUCUCGUGAUCGAAUGACUCAGCAGAAGUAUGGAAAAUGUUGCUUCUGCGGUUCCAUACAGGCGUGAAUUGAAGGCAUAGAAUACAUCAGUUUUUUUUUUGUAAUUUAGACCUUCAUUCAUGUAUGCCACAACGACGAAAAGAUAUCAAAAGCUUUUCAUCUGAUUUUUUCCUCUCUAAAUCCUUGCGAAACGUCUUAUAUUAUAUUAUGCAGUUAUGAAUUCGCGUCGAAUCCUUUCAAUGAUAAUCUUCACGACAAUCAUUAUUCAGGCUUUAACACACACAAAAACGAAAGAUGCUCACUGCAGCCCUAACUUUGUUCAAGACAGUGGUAUCUAUCAUCAAUUAGCCUUAGUUGAUAGUACAACGUUCAUCCAUGUCCGUGCUGCUCUCCAAUCAAGCGCGUUUUUGUUACCGAUUUAGCGCAGAGAAUCUAUGGUUGUUCAUCAGAGUAAACUGUUGAAGCAUGAUGACUAUCAAAAUUCCUUACAUAACAGUCCUUAAAAGACUCUUGUUUGGAGCGGUCAACUGCUUCCUUAAUGAAUAAAGAAACAUUAACUGUA
Stylophora pistillata is the source of this 3084-nucleotide messenger RNA. RefSeq lists its product as uncharacterized. The record is from RefSeq and is a predicted model, not a curated record. Lineage: Eukaryota; Metazoa; Cnidaria; Anthozoa; Scleractinia; Pocilloporidae. Gene Ontology annotation, molecular function: peptide-O-fucosyltransferase activity. Gene Ontology annotation, biological process: protein O-linked glycosylation via fucose.